Salvia splendens (bonfire salvia) is the source of this 2538-nucleotide messenger RNA. Its product is annotated as protein LAZY 1-like. The transcript is spliced from 4 exons. Gene Ontology annotation, biological process: gravitropism; regulation of auxin polar transport. NCBI's taxonomy places the organism in Eukaryota, Viridiplantae, Streptophyta, Magnoliopsida, Lamiales, Lamiaceae. The record is from RefSeq and is a predicted model, not a curated record. The coding region runs from base 1074 to 2261 and encodes 395 amino acids.
ACAAGUGUUUCUAAUUUAUAUGAGAAGUGUUGAUACAAGGAAGACUAUUGAGUUUCGGUGCACAUUUACAAUCUAUUGUCUAUGUAAAAGUAUAAAAUUAAUUUGGGUUCCACAAAAAACAAUCAGAAGGGCGAGCCCGGAUCCAAACACACUUACAAAUAUACCACAUAAUGAGUCUGAAUCCAAGUAGGAUACCAUCUUAGCGACGAUCUCACACAAGUUUUUCUGCAAUCUAGAAUCCAAAUUGGUGAUACUUGCACCAUCCCGUAACAUAACAUCUCAAUGUCUCAGCCGAAGAUGAGGAAAUAGCUCAAGAAGUUGGACAAAAAUAUCUGAUUGCAUUACAUCACCCAAAAAAAAUUUAAGGGAAAGGUGCUAAUAAGUAAAACAAAGAGCUCAAUAAAAAUAUUUCAUCGUUGAUUGCGAAGCCAAAUUCUCAGUGAGCAUGAGUCCUUUACAUGGCCCAAGUGUAGAAAUAUCUAUCAACUACUUUUGGUAUGGGUAUCUAAUCCUCCUGUGUAGCCCUACCAACUACAACUUCAGAAUGAAGUGAUUGGCAAAGAGUAUGCGAUAAGCAAUUCCCCACAGCCAAUCCUAUUAUUCAUAUGGCUAUUGGACCAUGGAUGUGCAUUUAGGUAAAUACACAAUAUAAAUCAAAUCACCAUGAUAACAAACCAUAGUCACGUACAAAAAUUACUAUUUAAAUUGACAUUAUUAGUUGCCAUGCCACCAACUCUGAUAAAUUACAUAUGCUCGUGGAAAAUAUAGCAUCAACUUGUGGGUCUUGAGGCCCAUUAUACAAUGUUGACAGAGGAUAUCCAACCAUACAUAGUCUUGGAAUCUUCCCAAUGUUCCCUCUCUGCUGAAACCAACUUAGAAUCCUUCUAGGAAUUCUACACUUCCCAUUUAAAACUAGAUGACGAAAAGGAACUCAAUAUGUCCCUCUAUAAAACGUCUUCUAAAUAUCCUCUUUAAAAAAAGAUUCAUCAAUUCAGUAUCCACAGCCUUUUCCAAUCUCGAGUUCCUUUUCUGAGAUAACCAUCUCUGGUCCAGCUUUCACAGGAAAGCUCAAUAUGACGUUCCUGAGUUGGAUGCAUCGUAAGUUGACUCAGAACAGUAUGGAGCCAAUGAAGAAUUCCAUAAUAGGAAACCCUUGUGCCUGUUUUUCAGUGCAGACAUUUUCUGACGAGAAAAGCUAUCAUGUAGAACCACCCAAGAAUUUGUCUCACUCAAAAAACAACUUUCACAAGUCUUCAAACAGGUCUGAAUCUGAUGAAGUUGAGCGGCUGUUCCAAGAGGAACUGUUUGAGCCCUUUGAAUUUCUUGCAAUUGGCACCUUCGGCAUUGAAUUACAAGGUACAGAUCCCCCAACACCAAAUCUGCCAAUGCCUUCCGAAGACUUGACCGAUUAUCGGAUACAGAUAACCGAAAAUGAUCUCCAGCUAAUAAACUAUGAGCUAGAGAAGUUUCUUGAAGCUGAGGAUAAAGAGUUAGCUAAUGAGACAUCUGGACGAAGUAGUCAAGCAAGCAUAAUAACCCUCAGCAAUAAGCUGAUAGAGGGAGAAGAUUCUGAUGGUCAGACUUUCUUCACAGAUUUUCCUCUCCAAAGUUAUCUCUUAGCCAAUUCAAUUGAAGUUGUGCAGACAAAUAAUGAGACAGGAAAAGAAAAGACAUCCCUUGAAGAUCUCUUUAGGAGGAAUAAUAUAGCCCACAAUGAUCCAGCAAGGGAGUUCAAAGGAGCAGAACAGCGCUCGAGGAAAAGAAAUGUCACUUGUUUCAUGAAAAAAUUGGUAAAGAAGUUCCAUUGUUCAUCCAGCAGCUCAACAGCUACUUCUAAGGAUGGAGAUACUGUGCCCAUCCCAAGGAAGAAAAAGCUCUCUAAGGUUCUUAAAAUGCUGCAAAGGAAAGUUCACCCUGAGGAUAUGACUGAUAAACACAUUCCCUAUAAAGAUGUCUUUAAGACCGAAGAAGAUGAUGGAAAUAAGAUGGUUGGUCCAGCUCCUAGCAAAACGAAGGAAAACAGUAUGAAAUUAUCUUUGGAUGAUAUCUGCAAAGGUUCUUCAACAACUAAAGGAGGGCACUGGAUUAAGACAGAUUCUGAUUGUAAGUUAAAAUGUGAAAUAACAUGCAUUCUGUUCUUGAUUACAUACACUUGUCUUAAUCAUUUUUUCUUUUCCUGUCUCGGGUAUCUAAAUUACAAGAUUUGGUCCUGGAGUUGUAGCGGCCGAAACAAUGAAAGCAAGGCAGGCAUCCUAGUUUAAUUCGACUUCCAUGGGUGGAGUUUGCUCGGGUAUGUGUGUCAGUGUGUUUGUGAAUUUAUCCAGUGGUGAAGUCAGAACUGAAUGGGUUAGCAAGAAAUAAACUAGGAGUUUCUCCUAGCCAGUGUGAUCUACUGUGAAGUGCUAUGGUAGCGGAUGGUAAUGCUAUUUGUAUGAUUGUAUCUCGUUCUUCUUUACAAGUAAAACCCAGUUAUCGAAAACAAUGCAAUGUUUGUACUAAAAGCUAUUAUGUUCAAUGCAUUGAGUGCUUGUAUGACUA